Mirounga angustirostris (Northern elephant seal) is the source of this 1787-nucleotide messenger RNA. Its product is annotated as guanine nucleotide-binding protein G(s) subunit alpha-like. Gene Ontology annotation, cellular component: heterotrimeric G-protein complex. Gene Ontology annotation, molecular function: GTPase activity; GTP binding; ionotropic glutamate receptor binding. The record is from RefSeq and is a predicted model, not a curated record. NCBI's taxonomy places the organism in Eukaryota, Metazoa, Chordata, Mammalia, Carnivora, Phocidae. Gene Ontology annotation, biological process: adenylate cyclase-activating dopamine receptor signaling pathway; sensory perception of chemical stimulus.
CCUUCUCUGGUCCGCCUCGGCCCGGCGGCGGCCAUCAGCCCCCUCGGCCUGGGCUCGAGGGGCGGGGAGCUACGCGCUCCCCUCGGUCCGACCGCCAACCUCCCUUCCCCGCGCGCCUCGCGGCCCGCAGUCCGCCCCGCGCGCUCCUCCCGGAGGAGCCGAGCCCGCGCCCGGCUCGCCCGCCCGGCGCUGCCCCGGCCCGCCCGGCCCGCGUGAGGCCGCCCGCGCCCGGCCCCGCCGCCGCCGCCGCCGCCGCCGCCGCCGCCAUGGGCUGCCUCGGAAACAGUAAGACCGAGGACCAGCGCAACGAGGAGAAGGCGCAGCGCGAGGCCAACAAAAAGAUCGAGAAGCAGCUGCAGAAGGACAAGCAAGUCUACCGGGCCACGCACCGCCUGCUGCUGCUGGGUGCCGGAGAAUCUGGUAAAAGCACCAUUGUGAAGCAGAUGAGGAUCCUGCGUGUUAAUGGGUUUAAGGGAGAUAGUGAGAAGGCGGCCAAAGUGCAGGACAUCAAAAACAACCUGAAAGAGGCGAUCGAAACCAUCGUGGCCGCCAUGAGCAACCUGGCCCCUGUGGAGCUGGCCAACCCCGAGAACCAGUUCAGAGCGGACCACAUUCUGAGCGUGAUGAACGUGCCUGACUUUGAUUUCCCUCCUGAGUUCUAUGAGCAUGCCAAGGCUCUGUGGGAGGAUGAAGGGGUGCGUGCCUGCUAUGAGCGUUCCAACGAGUACCCGCUGAUCGACGGCGCCCAGUACUUCCUGGACAAGAUUGAUGUCAUCAAGCAGGCUGACUAUGUGCCCAGCGAUCAGGAUCUGCUUCGCUGCCGCGUCCUGACUUCUGGAAUCUUUGAGACCAAGUUCCAGGUGGACAAAGUCAACUUCCACGUGUUUGACGUGGGUGGCCAGCGCGAUGAACGCCGCAAAUGGAUCCAAUGCUUCAAUGAUGUGACUGCCAUUAUCUUCGUGGUGGCCAGGAGCAGCUACAACAUGGUCAUUCGGGAGGACAACCAGACCAACCGCCUGCAGGAGGCUCUGAACCUCUUCAAGAGCAUCUGGAACAACAGAUGGCUGCGCACCAUCUCUGUGAUUCUGUUCCUCAACAAGCAAGACCUGCUCGCUGAGAAAGUCCUUGCUGGAAAAUCGAAGAUUGAGGACUACUUUCCAGAAUUUGCUCGCUACACUACUCCUGAGGAUGCUACUCCCGAGCCCGGAGAGGACCCCCGCGUGAUCCGGGCCAAGUACUUCAUCCGCGACGAAUUUCUGAGAAUCAGCACCGCCAGUGGGGACGGGCGGCAUUACUGCUACCCACACUUCACUUGCGCCGUGGACACCGAGAACAUCCGCCGCGUGUUCAACGACUGCCGGGACAUCAUCCAGCGCAUGCACCUUCGUCAGUAAGAGCUGCUCUGAGAAGGGGACACCCAAAUUUAAGUAAAGUCUUGAGCACAAUUCAGAGUGAAGCGUAAUUGUACACGCAGUUGAUCACCCACCAUAGGGCAUGAUUAACAAGGCAACCUCUCCUUUUCCCCCCAAGUGAUCUUGCGAAGUCCCCCUUUCCCCUUCAGCUUGCUUAAAUAUUCCAAAUUUAGAAAGCUUAAGGCGGCCUACAGAGAAAAAAAAAGGCCACAAAAGUUCCCUCUCUCUUUCAGUAAAUAAAAUAACAGCAGCAAACAGAAAUAAUGAAAUAAAAGAAAGAAAUGAAAGAAAAGAAAAGGAAUAAAUGAAAUAAAUAUUGUCUUGUGCAGCAUUAAAAAAAUCAAAAUAAAAAUUAAAUGUGAGCAAAGAAAAAAA